Molecule: messenger RNA, 1641 nt
Organism: Lodderomyces elongisporus
Lineage: Eukaryota; Fungi; Ascomycota; Pichiomycetes; Serinales; Debaryomycetaceae
Gene: AIP2
Product: D-lactate dehydrogenase
Exons: 1
Coding region: 1-1641 (546 amino acids)
Cellular component (GO): mitochondrion
Molecular function (GO): catalytic activity; FAD binding
Source: RefSeq, a predicted model, not a curated record
AUGCAUAGAAGAGCUGUUACUGCUACUGUUGCAAAAAGUACCUCGAGGACUACUACUACCUCGCGUUUAGUCUCACUGACAUCGAGGCGUUCUUUUCUUUUAACCAAAUUUAGCUCUAUACCUUCGUCUAGAGUUUCAGUUGCUGCAUAUUCAACUGCAAAGACAGUCCCAUUAACAGCAGAAACUUAUGCAUCAAAAGUACAACGUGAUCCACGCUACAAGAAGCUUACUGCCUCCGACUUGGAGUUUUUCAAGCUGGUUCUUCCAGGUAAUAGCAUCAUCACCGAUAAGGAUGAUCUUGACUUUUAUAAUGAGGACUGGAUGAGGAAAUACAAGGGUCAAUCUCAAUUGGUGUUGAAGCCCAAGACUGUUGAGCAAGUCUCGCAGAUUGUAAAGUAUUGUAAUCAAGAGAAACUUGCCGUGGUCCCACAAGGUGGAAACACCGGUUUGGUUGGCGGUUCAAACCCGGUGUUUGACGAGAAUAUCCUCAGCUUGAGCUCAAUGAAUGAGAUUAGGUCAUUUGACGAAGCGAGUGGGAUCUUGAAAGUCGAUGCCGGUGUCAUUUUAGAGACUACUGAUCAGUACUUGGCAGAACGGGGUUUCAUUUUCCCCUUGGAUCUUGGAGCCAAGGGUUCGUGUCAAAUUGGAGGAAAUGUGGCGUGUAAUGCUGGUGGAUUGAGAUUGCUCAAGUACGGCUCAUUGCAUGGUUCAGUAUUGGGACUCGAGGUUGUUUUACCAGAUGGUACGAUUUAUGAUUCUAUGCACUCAUUGAGAAAAGAUAAUACAGGAUACGAUCUUAAGCAAUUGUUCAUUGGGUCAGAGGGUACAUUGGGUGUCAUUACCGGUGUCAGUAUAUUGUGUCCUUCUAGACCACAAGCUAACAAUGUUGCGUUUUUAGCGGUAAAGGAUUACGAAACCGUAACAAAAGUGUUUAACGAGUGUAAAAAAGAGUUGAGUGAGAUUUUAUCGGCAUUUGAGUUUAUGGAUUUAAACAGUCAGAAAUUGACCCAACAGCAUUUGGGUGUUGAGCAGCAUCCUAUUGAAAGUGGUGAGUACCCAUUCUAUAUUCUUAUUGAAACUUCUGGUUCCAAUAAGGAGCAUGAUGAUGAAAAGUUGGAGACCUUUUUGGGUAAUGCUAUGGAGAAUGGUCUUGUUGAGGAUGGUAUUAUUGCGCAAGAUGAGUCACAAAUCCAGAGUUUGUGGUCGUGGAGAGAGAGUAUUCCUGAGGCAUCUACCAUGAAUGGGGGUGUUUACAAGUAUGAUGUUUCUAUUCCCUUGAAAGAUCUUUACAAUUUGGUUGAGGCUUGUAAUGUGGAAUUGGACAAGGCUGGUAUUGUUGAUUUUGAGGAUGCGUCAAAACCAGUGGUGUCUGCUAUUGGAUAUGGUCAUAUUGGAGAUGGUAACCUCCACUUGAAUGUAUGUGUUAGACAAUAUUCAAAGGAGAUUGAAAAAGUGUUGGAGCCAUUUGUUUAUGAGUGGAUAUCUGAAAAGAAGGGUUCGAUAUCCGCUGAGCAUGGAUUAGGGUUCCAAAAGAAGAACUAUAUUGGGUACUCCAAGAAUGACCAAGAAAUUAGCAUGAUCAAGAGCAUAAAGAACCACUUUGAUCCCGAAGGUAUAAUGAAUCCUUACAAGUAUGUAUAA